ACCACUCCCGCCCCAACUACAACUACACCUGCUCCGACUACAACAACUCCCGCCCCAACUACGACUCCUGUCCCAACUACAACCACUCCCGCUCCAACUACAACUACUCCCGCUCCAACUACAACUACAACUACUCCUGAACCAACUACAACCACUCCCGCCCCAACUACAACUACACCUGCUCCGACUACAACAACUCCCGCCCCAACUACAACUACUCCUGGUCCAACUACAACGACUCCUGUUCCGACUACAAGUACAACUACUCCUGAACCAACUACAACCACUCCCGCCCUUACAACUACUCCUGCCCAAACUACAACAUCAACUACUCCUGCCCCAACUACAACUACUCCCGCUCCAACUACAACUACUCCUGUUCCGACUACAAGUACAACUACUCCUGAACCAACUACAACCACUCCCGCCCCAACAACUACUCCUGCCCAAACUACAACAACAACUACUCCUGCCCCAAGUACAACUACUCCUGCCCCAAGUACAACUACUCCCGCCCCAAGUACAACUACUUCUGUCCCAACUACAACCACUCCCGCCCCAACAACUACUCCUGCCCAAACUACAACUACAACCACUCCUGCCCCAACUACAACUACACCUGCUCCGACUACAACAACUCCCGCCCCAACUACAACUACUCCUGGUCCAACUACAACUACUCCUGGUCCAACUACAACUACUCCUGGUCCAACUACAACUACUCCUGUUCCGACUACAAGUACAACUACUCCUGAACCAACUACAACCACUCCCGCCCCAACAACUACUCCUGCCCAAACUACAACAUCAACUACUCCUGCCCCAACUACAACUACUCCCGCUCCAACUACAACUACUCCUGUUCCGACUACAAGUACAACUACUCCUGAACCAACUACAACCACUCCCGCCCCAACAACUACUCCUGCCCAAACUACAACAACAACUACUCCUGCCCCAAGUACAACUACUCCUGCCCCAAGUACAACUACUCCCGCCCCAAGUACAACUACUUCUGUCCCAACUACAACCACUCCCGCCCCAACAACUACUCCUGCCCAAACUACAACUACAACCACUCCUGCCCCAACAACUACUCCUGCCCAAACUACAACAACAACUACUCCUGAACCAACUACAACCACUCCCGCCCCAACAACUACUCCUGCCCAAACUACAACAACAACUACUCCUGCCCCAAGUACAACUACUCCUGCCCCAAGUACAACUACUCCCGCCCCAAGUACAACUACUUCUGUCCCAACUACAACCACUCCCGCCCCAACAACUACUCCUGCCCAAACUACAACUACAACCACUCCUGCCCCAACUACAACCACUCCCGCCCCAACUACAACCACUUCUGCCCCAACUACAACUACACCUGCUCCGACUACAACAACUCCCGCCCCAACUACGACUCCUGUCCCAACUACAACCACUCCCGCUCCGACUACAACUACUCCCGCUCCAACUACAACUACAACUACUCCUGAACCAACUACAACCACUCCCGCCCCAACUACAACUACACCUGCUCCGACUACAACAACUCCCGCCCCAACUACAACUACUCCUGGUCCAACUACAACUACUCCUGUUCCGACUACAAGUACAACUACUCCUGAACCAACUACAACCACUCCCGCCCCAACAACUACUCCUGCCCAAACUACAACAUCAACUACUCCUGCCCCAACUACAACUACUCCCGCUCCAACUACAACUACUCCUGUUCCGACUACAAGUACAACUACUCCUGAACCAACUACAACCACUCCCGCCCCAACAACUACUCCUGCCCAAACUACAACAACAACUACUCCUGCCCCAAGUACAACUACUCCUGCCCCAAGUACAACUACUCCCGCCCCAAGUACAACUACUUCUGUCCCAACUACAACCACUCCCGCCCCAACAACUACUCCUGCCCAAACUACAACUACAACCACUCCUGCCCCAACUACAACUACACCUGCUCCGACUACAACAACUCCCGCCCCAACUACAACUACUCCUGGUCCAACUACAACUACUCCUGUUCCGACUACAAGUACAACUACUCCUGAACCAACUACAACCACUCCCGCCCCAACAACUACUCCUGCCCAAACUACAACAUCAACUACUCCUGCCCCAACUACAACUACUCCCGCUCCAACUACAACUACUCCUGUUCCGACUACAAGUACAACUACUCCUGAACCAACUACAACCACUCCCGCCCCAACAACUACUCCUGCCCAAACUACAACAACAACUACUCCUGCCCCAAGUACAACUACUCCUGCCCCAAGUACAACUACUCCCGCCCCAAGUACAACUACUUCUGUCCCAACUACAACCACUCCCGCCCCAACAACUACUCCUGCCCAAACUACAACUACAACCACUCCUGCCCAAACUACAACAACAACUACUCCUGAACCAACUACAACCACUCCCGCCCCAACAACUACUCCUGCCCAAACUACAACAACAACAACUACUCCUGCCCCAAGUACAACUACUCCUGCCCCAAGUACAACUACUCCCGCCCCAAGUACAACUACUUCUGUCCCAACUACAACCACUCCCGCCCCAACAACUACUCCUGCCCAAACUACAACUACAACCACUCCUGCCCCAACUACAACCACUCCCGCCCCAACUACAACCACUUCUGCCCCAACUACAACUACUCCUGCCCCAACUACAACCACUCCCACCCCAACUACAACCACUCCUGCCCCAACUACAACUACUCCUGCCCCAACUACAACCAGUCCCACCCCAACUACAACCACUUCUGCCUCAACUACAACUACUCCCACCCCAACUACAACCACUCCUGCUCCAACUACAACUACAGAUACACGUAAUCCACUCAACUGCAAUAUUUGUUCAGACCCCAAUGAUCCAACAUGUAGAAAUUCAAAUGCACAAACCUGUUCAGCAGCAGCCACUAUGUGCUUUACAGCAACAAUACAAAUGCCGUCUCCCCCUGGACCUGGCACCCGGCGAUGUCUGACCUGUCUGACAGGCCUAUGCUCUACACCUAUAACAUGUAAUGCACUGGAGACAGGGUGCUUCGGAACUACAGCAACAACAACUGCAGCGACCGAACUCCCAGUCCACGGCUGUGCCUCACCAAACACAUGCUCCUCUGCUCUGACCACACUGCUGCCCCAACUGUCCAAUUAUGAAUCUGUGACUGGACCAAACUCCUGCUGUGAUAAUGAUGAAUGUAACAUUCGACCAACAACUGUACCACCCACAACAACAACAGCUCCUCCAACUAGAACUACACCUGCUCCAACUACGACUACUCCUGCCCCAACGACAACUACACCUGCUCCAACUACGACUACUCCUGCCCCAACAACAACUACUCCUGUCCCAACUACAACCACUCCCGCUCCGACUACAACUACUCCCGCUCCAACUACAACUACAACUACUCCUGAACCAACUACAACCACUCCCGCCCCAACUACAACUACACCUGCUCCGACUACAACAACUCCCGCCCCAACUACAACUACUCCUGGUCCAACUACAACUACUCCCGCUCCAACUACAACUACAACUACUCCCGCUCCAACUACAACUACAACUACUCCUGAACCAACUACAACUACUCCUGACCCAACUACAACCACUCCCGCCCCAACUACAACUACACCUGCUCAGACUACAACCACUCCCGCCCCAACUACAACCACUCCUGCCACAACUACAACCACUCCUGCCACAAAUACAACCACUCCUGCCCCAACUACAACUACUCCUGCCCCAAGUACAACCACUCCCGCCCCAACAACUACUCCUGCCCAAACUACAACAACUACUCCUGCCCCAAGUACAACCACUCCCGCCCCAACAACUACUCCUGCCCAAACUACAACAACUACUCCUGCCCCAAGUACAACCACUCCCGCCCCAACAACUACUCCUGCCCAAACUACAACAACUACUCCUGCCCAAAGUACAACUACUCCCGCUCCAACUACAACUACUCCCGCUCCAACUACAACUACUCCUGAACCAACUACAACCACUCCCGCCCCAACAACCACUCCAGCCCAAACUACAACAACUACUCCUGCCCCAAGUACAACUACUCCCGCUCCAACUACAACUACUCCUGCUCCAACUACCACUACUCCUGUCCCAACUACAACCACUCCCUCCCCAACAACUACUCCUGCCCAAACUACAACAACUACUCCUGCCCCAAGUACAACUACUCCCGCUCCAACUACAACUACUUCUGUCCCAACUACAACUACUGCUGUCCCAACUACAACUACUCCUGCCCCAAGUACAACUACUCCUGAACCAACUACAACUUCUCCUGUCCCAACUACAACCACUCCCGCCCCAACAACUACUCCUGCCCAAACUACAACUACAACCACUCCUGUCCCAACUACAACUACUCCUGCUCAGACUACAACCACUCCCGCCCCAACUACAACCACUCCUGCCACAACUACAACCACUCCUGCCACAAAUACAACCACUCCUGCCCCAACUACAACUACUCCUGCCCCAACUACAACCAGUCCCACCCCAACUACAACUACUUCUGUCCCAACUACAACUACUGCUGUCCCAACUACAACUACUCCUGCCCCAAGUACAACUACUCCUGAACCAACUACAACUUCUCCUGUCCCAACUACAACCACUCCCGCCCCAACAACUACUCCUGCCCAAACUACAACUACAACCACUCCUGUCCCAACUACAACUACUCCUGCUCAGACUACAACCACUCCCGCCCCAACUACAACCACUCCUGCCACAACUACAACCACUCCUGCCACAAAUACAACCACUCCUGCCCCAACUACAACUACUCCUGCCCCAAGUACAACCACUCCCGCCCCAACAACUACUCCUGCCCAAACUACAACAACUACUCCUGCCCCAAGUACAACCACUCCCGCCCCAACAACUACUCCUGCCCAAACUACAACAACUACUCCUGCCCCAAGUACAACCACUCCCGCCCCAACAACUACUCCUGCCCAAACUACAACAACUACUCCUGCCCAAAGUACAACUACUCCCGCUCCAACUACAACUACUCCCGCUCCAACUACAACUACUCCCGCUCCAACUACAACUACUCCUGAACCAACUACAACCACUCCCGCCCCAACAACCACUCCUGCCCAAACUACAACAACUACUCCUGCCCCAAGUACAACUACUCCCGCUCCAACUACAACUACUCCUGCUCCAACUACCACUACUCCUGUCCCAACUACAACCACUCCCUCCCCAACAACUACUCCUGCCCAAACUACAACAACUACUCCUGCCCAAACUACAACAACAACAACUACUCCUGCCCCAAGUACAACUACUCCUGCCCCAAGUACAACUACUCCCGCCCCAAGUACAACUACUUCUGUCCCAACUACAACCACUCCCGCCCCAACAACUACUCCUGCCCAAACUACAACUACAACCACUCCUGCCCCAACUACAACCACUCCCGCCCCAACUACAACCACUUCUGCCCCAACUACAACUACUCCUGCCCCAACUACAACCACUCCCACCCCAACUACAACCACUCCUGCCCCAACUACAACUACUCCUGCCCCAACUUCAACCAGUCCCACCCCAACUACAACCACUUCUGCCUCAACUACAACUACUCCCACCCCAACUACAACCACUCCUGCUCCAACUACAACUACAGAUACACCUCCUCCAACUAGAACUACACCUGCUCCAACUACGACUACUCCUGCCCCAACGACAACUACACCUGCUCCAACUACGACUACUCCUGCCCCAACAACAACUACUCCUGUCCCAACUACAACCACUCCCGCUCCGACUACAACUACUCCCGCUCCAACUACAACUACAACUACUCCUGAACCAACUACAACCACUCCCGCCCCAACUACAACUACACCUGCUCCGACUACAACAACUCCCGCCCCAACUACAACUACUCCUGGUCCAACUACAACUACUCCCGCUCCAACUACAACUACAACUACUCCUGAACCAACUACAACUACUCCUGAACCAACUACAACCACUCCCGCCCCAACUACAACUACACCUGCUCAGACUACAACCACUCCCGCCCCAACUACAACCACUCCUGCCACAACUACAACCACUCCUGCCACAAAUACAACCACUCCUGCCCCAACUACAACUACUCCUGCCCCAAGUACAACCACUCCCGCCCCAACAACUACUCCUGCCCAAACUACAACAACUACUCCUGCCCCAAGUACAACCACUCCCGCCCCAACAACUACUCCUGCCCAAACUACAACAACUACUCCUGCCCCAAGUACAACCACUCCCGCCCCAACAACUACUCCUGCCCAAACUACAACAACUACUCCUGCCCAAAGUACAACUACUCCCGCUCCAACUACAACUACUCCCGCUCCAACUACAACUACUCCUGAACCAACUACAACCACUCCCGCCCCAACAACCACUCCAGCCCAAACUACAACAACUACUCCUGCCCCAAGUACAACUACUCCCGCUCCAACUACAACUACUCCUGCUCCAACUACCACUACUCCUGUCCCAACUACAACCACUCCCUCCCCAACAACUACUCCUGCCCAAACUACAACAACUACUCCUGCCCCAAGUACAACUACUCCCGCUCCAACUACAACUACUUCUGUCCCAACUACAACUACUGCUGUCCCAACUACAACUACUCCUGCCCCAAGUACAACUACUCCUGAACCAACUACAACUUCUCCUGUCCCAACUACAACCACUCCCGCCCCAACAACUACUCCUGCCCAAACUACAACUACAACCACUCCUGUCCCAACUACAACUACUCCUGCUCAGACUACAACCACUCCCGCCCCAACUACAACCACUCCUGCCACAACUACAACCACUCCUGCCACAAAUACAACCACUCCUGCCCCAACUACAACUACUCCUGCCCCAACUACAACCAGUCCCACCCCAACUACAACUACUUCUGUCCCAACUACAACUACUGCUGUCCCAACUACAACUACUCCUGCCCCAAGUACAACUACUCCUGAACCAACUACAACUUCUCCUGUCCCAACUACAACCACUCCCGCCCCAACAACUACUCCUGCCCAAACUACAACUACAACCACUCCUGUCCCAACUACAACUACACCUGCUCCAACUACGACUACUCCUGCCCCAACAACAACUACUCCUGUCCCAACUACAACCACUCCCGCUCCGACUACAACUACUCCCGCUCCAACUACAACUACAACUACUCCUGAACCAACUACAACCACUCCCGCCCCAACUACAACUACACCUGCUCCGACUACAACAACUCCCGCCCCAACUACAACUACUCCUGGUCCAACUACAACUACUCCCGCUCCAACUACAACUACAACUACUCCUGAACCAACUACAACUACUCCUGAACCAACUACAACCACUCCCGCCCCAACUACAACUACACCUGCUCAGACUACAACCACUCCCGCCCCAACUACAACCACUCCUGCCACAACUACAACCACUCCUGCCACAAAUACAACCACUCCUGCCCCAACUACAACUACUCCUGCCCCAAGUACAACCACUCCCGCCCCAACAACUACUCCUGCCCAAACUACAACAACUACUCCUGCCCCAAGUACAACCACUCCCGCCCCAACAACUACUCCUGCCCAAACUACAACAACUACUCCUGCCCCAAGUACAACCACUCCCGCCCCAACAACUACUCCUGCCCAAACUACAACAACUACUCCUGCCCAAAGUACAACUACUCCCGCUCCAACUACAACUACUCCCGCUCCAACUACAACUACUCCUGAACCAACUACAACCACUCCCGCCCCAACAACAACUACUCCCGCUCCAACUACAACUACUCCUGCUCCAACUACCACUACUCCUGUCCCAACUACAACCACUCCCUCCCCAACAACUACUCCUGCCCAAACUACAACAACUACUCCUGCCCCAAGUACAACUACUCCCGCUCCAACUACAACUACUUCUGUCCCAACUACAACUACUGCUGUCCCAACUACAACUACUCCUGCCCCAAGUACAACUACUCCUGAACCAACUACAACUUCUCCUGUCCCAACUACAACCACUCCCGCCCCAACAACUACUCCUGCCCAAACUACAACUACAACCACUCCUGUCCCAACUACAACUACUCCUGCUCAGACUACAACCACUCCCGCCCCAACUACAACCACUCCUGCCACAACUACAACCACUCCUGCCACAAAUACAACCACUCCUGCCCCAACUACAACUACUCCUGCCCCAACUACAACCAGUCCCACCCCAACUACAACUACUUCUGUCCCAACUACAACUACUGCUGUCCCAACUACAACUACUCCUGCCCCAAGUACAACUACUCCUGAACCAACUACAACUUCUCCUGUCCCAACUACAACCACUCCCGCCCCAACAACUACUCCUGCCCAAACUACAACUACAACCACUCCCGCCCCAACUACAACUACUCCUGCUCAGACUACAACCACUCCCGCCCCAACUACAACCACUCCUGCCACAACUACAACCACUCCUGCCACAAAUACAACCACUCCUGCCCCAACUACAACUACUCCUGCCCCAACUACAACCAGUCCCACCCCAACUACAACCACUUCUGCCUCAACUACAACUACUCCCACCCCAACUACAACCACUCCUGCUCCAACUACAACUACAGAUACACGUAAUCCACUCAACUGCAAUAUUUGUUCAGACCCCAAUGAUCCAACAUGUAGAAAUUCAAAUGCACAAACCUGUUCAGCAGCAGCCACUAUGUGCUUUACAGCAACAAUACAAAUGCCGUCUCCCCCUGGACCUGGCACCCGGCGAUGUCUGACCUGUCUGACAGGCCUAUGCUCUACACCUAUAACAUGUAAUGCACUGGAGACAGGGUGCUUCGGAACUACAGCAACAACAACUGCAGCGACCGAACUCCCAGUCCACGGCUGUGCCUCACCAAACACAUGCUCCUCUGCUCUGACCACACUGCUGCCCCAACUGUCCAAUUAUGAAUCUGUGACUGGACCAAACUCCUGCUGUGAUAAUGAUGAAUGUAACAUUCGACCAACAACUGUACCACCCACAACAACAACAGCUCCUCCAACUAGAACUACACCUGCUCCAACUACGACUACUCCUGCCCCAACGACAACUACACCUGCUCCAACUACGACUACUCCUGCCCCAACAACAACUACUCCUGUCCCAACUACAACCACUCCCGCUCCGACUACAACUACUCCCGCUCCAACUACAACUACAACUACUCCUGAACCAACUACAACCACUCCCGCCCCAACUACAACUACACCUGCUCCGACUACAACAACUCCCGCCCCAACUACAACUACUCCUGGUCCAACUACAACUACUCCCGCUCCAACUACAACUACAACUACUCCUGAACCAACUACAACUACUCCUGAACCAACUACAACCACUCCCGCCCCAACUACAACUACACCUGCUCAGACUACAACCACUCCCGCCCCAACUACAACCACUCCUGCCACAACUACAACCACUCCUGCCACAAAUACAACCACUCCUGCCCCAACUACAACUACUCCUGCCCCAAGUACAACCACUCCCGCCCCAACAACUACUCCUGCCCAAACUACAACAACUACUCCUGCCCCAAGUACAACCACUCCCGCCCCAACAACUACUCCUGCCCAAACUACAACAACUACUCCUGCCCCAAGUACAACCACUCCCGCCCCAACAACUACUCCUGCCCAAACUACAACAACUACUCCUGCCCAAAGUACAACUACUCCCGCUCCAACUACAACUACUCCCGCUCCAACUACAACUACUCCCGCUCCAACUACAACUACUCCUGAACCAACUACAACCACUCCCGCCCCAACAACCACUCCUGCCCAAACUACAACAACUACUCCUGCCCCAAGUACAACUACUCCCGCUCCAACUACAACUACUCCUGCUCCAACUACCACUACUCCUGUCCCAACUACAACCACUCCCUCCCCAACAACUACUCCUGCCCAAACUACAACAACUACUCCUGCCCCAAGUACAACUACUCCCGCUCCAACUACAACUAUGCCGUCUCCCCCUGGACCUGGCACCCGGCGAUGUCUGACCUGUCUGACAGGCCUAUGCUCUACACCUAUAACAUGUAAUGCACUGGAGACAGGGUGCUUCGGAACUACAGCAACAACAACUGCAGCGACCGAACUCCCAGUCCACGGCUGUGCCUCACCAAACACAUGCUCCUCUGCUCUGACCACACUGCUGCCCCAACUGUCCGAUUAUGAAUCUGUGACUGGACCAAACUCCUGCUGUGAUAAUGAUGAAUGUAACAUUCGACCAACAACUGUACCACCCACAACCACAACAGCUCCUCCAACUAGAACUACACCUGCUCCAACUACAACUACUCCUGCCCCAACAACAACUACUCCUGUCCCAACUACAACCACUCCCGCUCCGACUACAACUACUCCCGCUCCAACUACAACUACAACUACUCCUGAACCAACUACAACCACUCCCGCCCCAACUACAACUACACCUGCUCCGACUACAACAACUCCCGCCCCAACUACAACUACUCCUGGUCCAACUACAACUACUCCUGUUCCGACUACAAGUACAACUACUCCUGAACCAACUACAACCACUCCCGCCCCAACAACUACUCCUGCCCAAACUACAACAUCAACUACUCCUGCCCCAACUACAACUACUCCCGCUCCAACUACAACUACUCCUGUUCCGACUACAAGUACAACUACUCCUGAACCAACUACAACCACUCCCGCCCCAACAACUACUCCUGCCCAAACUACAACAACAACUACUCCUGCCCCAAGUACAACUACUCCUGCCCCAAGUACAACUACUCCCGCCCCAAGUACAACUACUUCUGUCCCAACUACAACCACUCCCGCCCCAACAACUACUCCUGCCCAAACUACAACUACAACCACUCCUGCCCCAACUACAACUACACCUGCUCCGACUACAACAACUCCCGCCCCAACUACAACUACUCCUGGUCCAACUACAACUACUCCUGUUCCGACUACAAGUACAACUACUCCUGAACCAACUACAACCACUCUUGCCCCAACAACUACUCCUGCCCAAACUACAACAUCAACUACUCCUGCCCCAACUACAACUACUCCCGCUCCAACUACAACUACUCCUGUUCCGACUACAAGUACAACUACUCCUGAACCAACUACAACCACUCCCGCCCCAACAACUACUCCUGCCCAAACUACAACAACAACUACUCCUGCCCCAAGUACAACUACUCCUGCCCUAAGUACAACUACUCCCGCCCCAAGUACAACUACUUCUGUCCCAACUACAACCACUCCCGCCCCAACAACUACUCCUGCCCAAACUACAACUACAACCACUCCUGCCCCAACAACUACUCCUGCCCAAACUACAACAACAACUACUCCUGAACCAACUACAACCACUCCCGCCCCAACAACUACUCCUGCCCAAACUACAACAACAACAACUACUCCUGCCCCAAGUACAACUACUCCUGCCCCAAGUACAACUACUCCCGCCCCAAGUACAACUACUUCUGUCCCAACUACAACCACUCCCGCCCCAACAACUACUCCUGCCCAAACUACAACUACAACCACUCCUGCCCCAACUACAACCACUCCCGCCCCAACUACAACCACUUCUGCCCCAACUACAACUACUCCUGCCCCAACUACAACCACUCCCACCCCAACUACAACCACUCCUGCCCCAACUACAACUACUCCUGCCCCAACUACAACCAGUCCCACCCCAACUACAACCACUUCUGCCUCAACUACAACUACUCCCACCCCAACUACAACCACUCCUGCUCCAACUACAACUACAGAUACACGUAAUCCACUCAACUGCAAUAUUUGUUCAGACCCCAAUGAUCCAACAUGUAGAAAUUCAAAUGCACAAACCUGUUCAGCAGCAGCCACUAUGUGCUUUACAGCAACAAUACAAAUGCCGUCUCCCCCUGGACCUGGCACCCGGCGAUGUCUGACCUGUCUGACAGGCCUAUGCUCUACACCUAUAACAUGUAAUGCACUGGAGACAGGGUGCUUCGGAACUACAGCAACAACAACUGCAGCGACCGAACUCCCAGUCCACGGCUGUGCCUCACCAAACACAUGCUCCUCUGCUCUGACCACACUGCUGCCCCAACUGUCCGAUUAUGAAUCUGUGACUGGACCAAACUCCUGCUGUGAUAAUGAUGAAUGUAACAAUCGACCAACAACUGUACCACCCACAACAACAACAGCUCCUCCAACUAGAACUACACCUGCUCCAACUACAACUACUCCUGCCCCAACAACAACUACUCCUGUCCCAACUACAACCACUCCCGCUCCGACUACAACUACUCCCGCUCCAACUACAACUACUCCUGAACCAACUACAACCACUCCCGCCCCAACUACAACUACACCUGCUCCGACUACAACAACUCCCGCCCCAACUACAACUACUCCUGGUCCAACUACAACUACUCCCGCUCCAACUACAACUACAACUACUCCUGAACCAACUACAACUACUCCUGAACCAACUACAACCACUCCCGCCCCAACUACAACUACACCUGCUCAGACUACAACCACUCCCGCCCCAACUACAACCACUCCUGCCACAACUACAACCACUCCUGCCACAAAUACAACCACUCCUGCCCCAACUACAACUACUCCUGCCCCAACUACAACCAGUCCCACCCCAACUACAACCACUUCUGCCUCAACUACAACUACUCCCACCCCAACUACAACUACUCCUGCCCCAAGUACAACCACUCCCGCCCCAACAACUACUCCUGCCCAAACUACAACAACUACUCCUGCCCCAAGUACAACCACUCCCGCCCCAACAACUACUCCUGCCCAAACUACAACAACUACUCCUGCCCCAAGUACAACCACUCCCGCCCCAACAACUACUCCUGCCCAAACUACAACAACUACUCCUGCCCAAAGUACAACUACUCCCGCUCCAACUACAACUACUCCCGCUCCAACUACAACUACUCCCGCUCCAACUACAACUACUCCUGAACCAACUACAACCACUCCCGCCCCAACAACCACUCCUGCCCAAACUACAACAACUACUCCUGCCCCAAGUACAACUACUCCCGCUCCAACUACAACUACUCCUGCUCCAACUACCACUACUCCUGUCCCAACUACAACCACUCCCUCCCCAACAACUACUCCUGCCCAAACUACAACAACUACUCCUGCCCCAAGUACAACUACUCCCGCUCCAACUACAACUACUUCUGUCCCAACUACAACUACUGCUGUCCCAACUACAACUACUCCUGCCCCAAGUACAACUACUCCUGAACCAACUACAACUUCUCCUGUCCCAACUACAACCACUCCCGCCCCAACAACUACUCCUGCCCAAACUACAACUACAACCACUCCUGUCCCAACUACAACUACUCCUGCUCAGACUACAACCACUCCCGCCCCAACUACAACCACUCCUGCCACAACUACAACCACUCCUGCCACAAAUACAACCACUCCUGCCCCAACUACAACUACUCCUGCCCCAACUACAACCAGUCCCACCCCAACUACAACCACUUCUGCCUUGCCGUCUCCCCCUGGACCUGGCACCCGGCGAUGUCUGACCUGUCUGACAGGCCUAUGCUCUACACCUAUAACAUGUAAUGCACUGGAGACAGGGUGCUUCGGAACUACAGCAACAACAACUGCAGCGACCGAACUCCCAGUCCACGGCUGUGCCUCACCAAACACAUGCUCCUCUGCUCUGACCACACUGCUGCCCCAACUGUCCGAUUAUGAAUCUGUGACUGGACCAAACUCCUGCUGUGAUAAUGAUGAAUGUAACAUUCGACCAACAACUGUACCACCCACAACCACAACAGCUCCUCCAACUAGAACUACACCUGCUCCAACUACGACUACUCCUGCCCCAACGACAACUACUCCUGUCCCAACUACACCUACUCCUGCCCCAACUACAACCACUCCCGCCCCAACUACGACUCCUGUCCCAACUACAACCACUCCCGCUCCGACUACAACUACUCCCGCUCCAACUACAACUACAACUACUCCUGAACCAACUACAACCACUCCCGCCCCAACUACAACUACACCUGCUCCGACUACAACAACUCCCGCCCCAACUACAACUACUCCUGGUCCAACUACAACUACUCCUGUUCCGACUACAAGUACAACUACUCCUGAACCAACUACAACCACUCCCGCCCCAACAACUACUCCUGCCCAAACUACAACAUCAACUACUCCUGCCCCAACUACAACUACUCCCGCUCCAACUACAACUACUCCUGUUCCGACUACAAGUACAACUACUCCUGAACCAACUACAACCACUCCCGCCCCAACAACUACUCCUGCCCAAACUACAACAACUACUCCUGCCCCAAGUACAACUACUCCCGCUCCAACUACAACUACUCCUGCUCCAACUACCACUACUCCUGUCCCAACUACAACCACUCCCUCCCCAACAACUACUCCUGCCCAAACUACAACAACUACUCCCGCCCCAAGUACAACUACUCCCGCUCCAACUACAACUACUUCUGUCCCAACUACAACUACUGCUGUCCCAACUACAACUACUCCUGCCCCAAGUACAACUACUCCUGAACCAACUACAACUUCUCCUGUCCCAACUACAACCACUCCCGCCCCAACAACUACUCCUGCCCAAACUACAACUACAACCACUCCUGUCCCAACUACAACUACUCCUGCUCAGACUACAACCACUCCCGCCCCAACUACAACCACUCCUGCCACAACUACAACCACUCCUGCCACAAAUACAACCACUCCUGCCCCAACUACAACUACUCCUGCCCCAACUACAACCAGUCCCACCCCAACUACAACCACUUCUGCCUCAACUACAACUACUCCCACCCCAACUACAACCACUCCUGCUCCAACUACAACUACAGAUACACGUAAUCCACUCAACUGCAAUAUUUGUUCAGACCCCAAUGAUCCAACAUGUAGAAAUUCAAAUGCACAAACCUGUUCAGCAGCAGCCACUAUGUGCUUUACAGCAACAAUACAAAUGCCGUCUCCCCCUGGACCUGGCACCCGGCGAUGUCUGACCUGUCUGACAGGCCUAUGCUCUACACCUAUAACAUGUAAUGCACUGGAGACAGGGUGCUUCGGAACUACAGCAACAACAACUGCAGCGACCGAACUCCCAGUCCACGGCUGUGCCUCACCAAACACAUGCUCCUCUGCUCUGACCACACUGCUGCCCCAACUGUCCGAUUAUGAAUCUGUGACUGGACCAAACUCCUGCUGUGAUAAUGAUGAAUGUAACAUUCGACCAACAACUGUACCACCCACAACCACAACAGCUCCUCCAACUAGAACUACACCUGCUCCAACUACGACUACUCCUGCCCCAACGACAACUACUCCUGUCCCAACUACACCUACUCCUGCCCCAACUACAACCACUCCCGCCCCAACUACGACUCCUGUCCCAACUACAACCACUCCCGCUCCGACUACAACUACUCCCGCUCCAACUACAACUACAACUACUCCUGAACCAACUACAACCACUCCCGCCCCAACUACAACUACACCUGCUCCGACUACAACAACUCCCGCCCCAACUACAACUACUCCUGGUCCAACUACAACUACUCCUGUUCCGACUACAAGUACAACUACUCCUGAACCAACUACAACCACUCCCGCCCCAACAACUACUCCUGCCCAAACUACAACAUCAACUACUCCUGCCCCAACUACAACUACUCCCGCUCCAACUACAACUACUCCUGUUCCGACUACAAGUACAACUACUCCUGAACCAACUACAACCACUCCCGCCCCAACAACUACUCCUGCCCAAACUACAACAACAACUACUCCUGCCCCAAGUACAACUACUCCUGCCCCAAGUACAACUACUCCCGCCCCAAGUACAACUACUUCUGUCCCAACUACAACCACUCCCGCCCCAACAACUACUCCUGCCCAAACUACAACUACAACCACUCCUGCCCCAACUACAACUACACCUGCUCCGACUACAACAACUCCCGCCCCAACUACAACUACUCCUGGUCCAACUACAACUACUCCUGUUCCGACUACAAGUACAACUACUCCUGAACCAACUACAACCACUCCCGCCCCAACAACUACUCCUGCCCAAACUACAACAUCAACUACUCCUGCCCCAACUACAACUACUCCCGCUCCAACUACAACUACUCCUGUUCUGACUACAAGUACAACUACUCCUGAACCAACUACAACCACUCCCGCCCCAACAACUACUCCUGCCCAAACUACAACAACAACUACUCCUGCCCCAAGUACAACUACUCCUGCCCCAAGUACAACUACUCCCGCCCCAAGUACAACUACUUCUGUCCCAACUACAACCACUCCCGCCCCAACAACUACUCCUGCCCAAACUACAACAACAACUACUCCUGAACCAACUACAACCACUCCCGCCCCACCAACUACUCCUGCCCAAACUACAACAACAACUACUCCUGCCCCAAGUACAACUACUCCUGCCCCAAGUACAACUACUCCCGCCCCAAGUACAACUACUUCUGUCCCAACUACAACCACUCCCGCCCCAACAACUACUCCUGCCCAAACUACAACUACAACCACUCCUGCCCCAACUACAACCACUCCCGCCCCAACUACAACCACUUCUGCCCCAACUACAACUACUCCUGCCCCAACUACAACCACUCCCACCCCAACUACAACCACUCCUGCCCCAACUACAACUACUCCUGCCCCAACUACAACCAGUCCCACCCCAACUACAACCACUUCUGCCUCAACUACAACUACUCCCACCCCAACUACAACCACUCCUGCUCCAACUACAACUACAGAUACACGUAAUCCACUCAACUGCAAUAUUUGUUCAGACCCCAAUGAUCCAACAUGUAGAAAUUCAAAUGCACAAACCUGUUCAGCAGCAGCCACUAUGUGCUUUACAGCAACAAUACAAAUGCCGUCUCCCCCUGGACCUGGCACCCGGCGAUGUCUGACCUGUGACCCUCUGACAGGCCCAUGCUCUACACCUAUAACAUGUAAUGCACUGGAGACAGGGUGCUUCGGAACUACAGCAACAACAACUGCAGCGACCGAACUCCCAGUCCACGGCUGUGCCUCACCAAACACAUGCUCCUCUGCUCUGACCACACUGCUGCCCCAACUGUCCGAUUAUGAAUCUGUGACUGGACCAAACUCCUGCUGUGAUAAUGAUGAAUGUAACAUUCGACCAACAACUGUACCACCCACAACAACAACAGCUCCUCCAACUAGAACUACACCUGCUCCGACUACAACUACUCCCGCUCCAACUACAACUACUCCUGGUCCAACUACAACCACUCCCGCUCCGACUACAACUACUCCCGCUCCAACUACAACUACAACUACUCCUGAACCAACUACAACCACUCCCGCCCCAACUACAACUACACCUGCUCCGACUACAACAACUCCCGCCCCAACUACAACUACUCCUGGUCCAACUACAACUACUCCCGCUCCAACUACAACUACAACUACUCCUGAACCAACUACAACCACUCCCGCCCCAACUACAACUACACCUGCUCAGACUACAACCACUCCCGCCCCAACUACAACCACUCCUGCCACAACUACAACCACUCCUGCCACAAAUACAACCACUCCUGCCCCAACUACAACUACUCCUGCCCCAACUACAACCAGUCCCACCCCAACUACAACCACUUCUGCCUCAACUACAACUACUCCCACCCCAACUACAACUACACCUGCCCCAAGUACAACCACUCCCGCCCCAACAACUACUCCUGCCCAAACUACAACAACUACUCCUGCCCCAAGUACAACUACUCCUGCCCAAAGUACAACUACUCCUGCUCCAACUACAACUACUCCCGCUCCAACUACAACUACUCCCGCUCCAACUACAACUACUCCUGAACCAACUACAACCACUCCCGCCCCAACAACUACUCCUGCCCAAACUACAACAACAACUACUCCUGCCCCAACUACAACUACUCCCGCUCCAACUACAACUACUCCUGCUCCAACUACCACUACUCCUGUCCCAACUACAACCACUACCUCCCCAACAACUACUCCUGCCCAAACUACAACAACUACUCCUGCCCCAAGUACAACUACUCCCGCUCCAACUACAACUACUUCUGUCCCAACUACAACUACUGCUGUCCCAACUACAACUACUCCUGCCCCAAGUACAACUACUCCUGAACCAACUACAACUUCUCCUGUCCCAACUACAACCACUCCCGCCCCAACAACUACUCCUGCCCAAACUACAACUACAACCACUCCUGUCCCAACUACAACUACUCCUGCUCAGACUACAACCACUCCCGCCCCAACUACAACCACUCCUGCCACAACUACAACCACUCCCACCCCAACUACAACCACUCCUGCCCCAACUACAACUACUCCUGCCCCAACUACAACCAGUCCCACCCCAACUACAACCACUUCUGCCUCAACUACAACUACUCCCACCCCAACUACAACCACUCCUGCUCCAACUACAACUACAGAUACACGUAAUCCACUCAACUGCAAUAUUUGUUCAGACCCCAAUGAUCCAACAUGUAGAAAUUCAAAUGCACAAACCUGUUCAGCAGCAGCCACUAUGUGCUUUACAGCAACAAUACAAAUGCCGUCUCCCCCUGGACCUGGCACCCGGCGAUGUCUGACCUGUCUGACAGGCCUAUGCUCUACACCUAUAACAUGUAAUGCACUGGAGACAGGGUGCUUCGGAACUACAGCAACAACAACUGCAGCGACCGAACUCCCAGUCCACGGCUGUGCCUCACCAAACACAUGCUCCUCUGCUCUGACCACACUGCUGCCCCAACUGUCCAAUUAUGAAUCUGUGACUGGACCAAACUCCUGCUGUGAUAAUGAUGAAUGUAACAUUCGACCAACAACUGUACCACCCACAACCACAACAGCUCCUCCAACUAGAACUACACCUGCUCCAACUACGACUACUCCUGCCCCAACGACAACUACUCCUGUCCCAACUACACCUACUCCUGCCCCAACUACAACCACUCCCGCCCCAACUACGACUCCUGUCCCAACUACAACCACUCCCGCUCCGACUACAACUACUCCCGCUCCAACUACAACUACAACUACUCCUGAACCAACUACAACCACUCCCGCCCCAACUACAACUACACCUGCUCCGACUACAACAACUCCCGCCCCAACUACAACUACUCCUGGUCCAACUACAACUACUCCUGUUCCGACUACAAGUACAACUACUCCUGAACCAACUACAACCACUCCCGCCCCAACAACUACUCCUGCCCAAACUACAACAUCAACUACUCCUGCCCCAACUACAACUACUCCCGCUCCAACUACAACUACUCCUGUUCCGACGACAAGUACAACUACUCCUGAACCAACUACAACCACUCCCGCCCCAACAACUACUCCUGCCCAAACUACAACAACAACUACUCCUGCCCCAAGUACAACUACUCCUGCCCCAAGUACAACUACUCCCGCCCCAAGUACAACUACUUCUGUCCCAACUACAACCACUCCCGCCCCAACAACUACUCCUGCCCAAACUACAACUACAACCACUCCUGCCCCAACUACAACUACACCUGCUCCGACUACAACAACUCCCGCCCCAACUACAACUACUCCUGGUCCAACUACAACUACUCCUGUUCCGACUACAAGUACAACUACUCCUGAACCAACUACAACCACUCCCGCCCCAACAACAACUACAACCACUCCCGCUCCGACUACAACUACUCCCGCUCCAACUACAACUACAACUACUCCUGAACCAACUACAACCACUCCCGCCCCAACUACAACUACACCUGCUCCGACUACAACAACUCCCGCCCCAACUACAACUACUCCUGGUCCAACUACAACUUACAAACUCACAACAACAACUGCAGCGACCGAACUCCCAGUCCACGGCUGUGCCUCACCAAACACAUGCUCCUCUGCUCUGACCACACUGCUGCCCCAACUGUCCGAUUAUGAAUCUGUGACUGGACCAAACUCCUGCUGUGAUAAUGAUGAAUGUAACAUUCGACCAACAACUGUACCACCCACAACCACAACAGCUCCUCCAACUAGAACUACACCUGCUCCAACUACGACUACUCCUGCCCCAACGACAACUACUCCUGUCCCAACUACACCUACUCCUGCCCCAACUACAACCACUCCCGCCCCAACUACGACUCCUGUCCCAACUACAACCACUCCCGCUCCGACUACAACCACUCCAGCUCCGACUACAACUACUCCCGCUCCAACUACAACUACAACUACUCCUGAACCAACUACAACCACUCCCGCCCCAACUACAACUACACCUGCUCCGACUACAACAACUCCCGCCCCAACUACAACUACUCCUGGUCCAACUACAACUACUCCUGUUCCGACUACAAGUACAACUACUCCUGAACCAACUACAACCACUCCCGCCCCAACAACUACUCCUGCCCAAACUACAACAUCAACUACUCCUGCCCCAACUACAACUACUGCUGUCCCAACUACAACUACUCCUGUUCCGACUACAAGUACAACUACUCCUGAACCAACUACAACCACUCCCGCCCCAACAACUACUCCUGCCCAAACUACAACAACAACUACUCCUGCCCCAAGUACAACUACUCCUGCCCCAAGUACAACUACUCCCGCCCCAAGUACAACUACUUCUGUCCCAACUACAACCACUCCCGCCCCAACAACUACUCCUGCCCAAACUACAACUACAACCACUCCUGCCCCAACUACAACCACUCCCGCCCCAACUACAACCACUUCUGCCCCAACUACAACUACUCCUGCCACAACUACAACCACUCCCACCCCAACUACAACCACUCCUGCCCCAACUACAACUACUCCUGCCCCAACUACAACCAGUCCCACCCCAACUACAACCACUUCUGCCUCAACUACAACUACUCCCACCCCAACUACAACCACUCCUGCUCCAACUACAACUACAGAUACACGUAAUCCACUCAACUGCAAUAUUUGUUCAGACCCCAAUGAUCCAACAUGUAGAAAUUCAAAUGCACAAACCUGUUCAGCAGCAGCCACUAUGUGCUUUACAGCAACAAUACAAAUGCCGUCUCCCCCUGGACCUGGCACCCGGCGAUGUCUGACCUGUCUGACAGGCCUAUGCUCUACACCUAUAACAUGUAAUGCACUGGAGACAGGGUGCUUCGGAACUACAGCAACAACAACUGCAGCGACCGAACUCCCAGUCCACGGCUGUGCCUCACCAAACACAUGCUCCUCUGCUCUGACCACACUGCUGCCCCAACUGUCCGAUUAUGAAUCUGUGACUGGACCAAACUCCUGCUGUGAUAAUGAUGAAUGUAACAUUCGACCAACAACUGUACCACCCACAACCACAACAGCUCCUCCAACUAGAACUACACCUGCUCCAACUACGACUACUCCUGCCCCAACGACAACUACUCCUGUCCCAACUACAACUACUCCUGCCCCAACUACAACCACUCCCGCCCCAACUACGACUCCUGUCCCAACUACAACCACUCCCGCUCCGACUACAACUACUCCCGCUCCAACUACAACUACAACUACUCCUGAACCAACUACAACCACUCCCGCCCCAACUACAACUACACCUGCUCCGACUACAACAACUCCCGCCCCAACUACAACUACUCCUGGUCCAACUACAACUACUCCUGUUCCGACUACAAGUACAACUACUCCUGAACCAACUACAACCACUCCCGCCCCAACAACUACUCCUGCCCAAACUACAACAUCAACUACUCCUGCCCCAACUACAACUACUCCCGCUCCAACUACAACUACUCCUGUUCCGACUACAAGUACAACUACUCCUGAACCAACUACAACCACUCCCGCCCCAACAACUACUCCUGCCCAAACUACAACAACAACUACUCCUGCCCCAAGUACAACUACUCCUGCCCCAAGUACAACUACUCCCGCCCCAAGUACAACUACUUCUGUCCCAACUACAACCACUCCCGCCCCAACAACUACUCCUGCCCAAACUACAACUACAACCACUCCUGCCCCAACUACAACCACUCCCGCCCCAACUACAACCACUUCUGCCCCAACUACAACUACUCCUGCCACAACUACAACCACUCCCACCCCAACUACAACCACUCCUGCCCCAACUACAACUACUCCUGCCCCAACUACAACCAGUCCCACCCCAACUACAACCACUUCUGCCUCAACUACAACUACUCCCACCCCAACUACAACCACUCCUGCUCCAACUACAACUACAGAUACACGUAAUCCACUCAACUGCAAUAUUUGUUCAGACCCCAAUGAUCCAACAUGUAGAAAUUCAAAUGCACAAACCUGUUCAGCAGCAGCCACUAUGUGCUUUACAGCAACAAUACAAAUGCCGUCUCCCCCUGGACCUGGCACCCGGCGAUGUCUGACCUGUCUGACAGGCCUAUGCUCUACACCUAUAACAUGUAAUGCACUGGAGACAGGGUGCUUCGGAACUACAGCAACAACAACUGCAGCGACCGAACUCCCAGUCCACGGCUGUGCCUCACCAAACACAUGCUCCUCUGCUCUGACCACACUGCUGCCCCAACUGUCCGAUUAUGAAUCUGUGACUGGACCAAACUCCUGCUGUGAUAAUGAUGAAUGUAACAUUCGACCAACAACUGUACCACCCACAACCACAACAGCUCCUCCAACUAGAACUACACCUGCUCCAACUACGACUACUCCUGCCCCAACGACAACUACUCCUGUCCCAACUACACCUACUCCUGCCCCAACUACAACCACUCCCGCCCCAACUACGACUCCUGUCCCAACUACAACCACUCCCGCUCCGACUACAACUACUCCCGCUCCAACUACAACUACAACUACUCCUGAACCAACUACAACCACUCCCGCCCCAACUACAACUACACCUGCUCCGACUACAACAACUCCCGCCCCAACUACAACUACUCCUGGUCCAACUACAACUACUCCUGUUCCGACUACAAGUACAACUACUCCUGAACCAACUACAACCACUCCCGCCCCAACAACUACUCCUGCCCAAACUACAACAUCAACUACUCCUGCCCCAACUACAACUACUCCCGCUCCAACUACAACUACUCCUGUUCCGACUACAAGUACAACUACUCCUGAACCAACUACAACCACUCCCGCCCCAACAACUACUCCUGCCCAAACUACAACAACAACUACUCCUGCCCCAAGUACAACUACUCCUGCCCCAACUACAACUACUCCCGCCCCAAGUACAACUACUUCUGUCCCAACUACAACCACUCCCGCCCCAACAACUACUCCUGCCCAAACUACAACUACAACCACUCCUGCCCCAACUACAACCACUCCCGCCCCAACUACAACCACUUCUGCCCCAACUACAACUACUCCUGCCCCAACUACAACCACUCCCACCCCAACUACAACCACUCCUGCCCCAACUACAACUACUCCUGCCCCAACUACAACCAGUCCCACCCCAACUACAACCACUUCUGCCUCAACUACAACUACUCCCACCCCAACUACAACCACUCCUGCUCCAACUACAACUACAGAUACACGUAAUCCACUCAACUGCAAUAUUUGUUCAGACCCCAAUGAUCCAACAUGUAGAAAUUCAAAUGCACAAACCUGUUCAGCAGCAGCCACUAUGUGCUUUACAGCAACAAUACAAAUGCCGUCUCCCCCUGGACCUGGCACCCGGCGAUGUCUGACCUGUCUGACAGGCCUAUGCUCUACACCUAUAACAUGUAAUGCACUGGAGACAGGGUGCUUCGGAACUACAGCAACAACAACUGCAGCGACCGAACUCCCAGUCCACGGCUGUGCCUCACCAAACACAUGCUCCUCUGCUCUGACCACACUGCUGCCCCAACUGUCCGAUUAUGAAUCUGUGACUGGACCAAACUCCUGCUGUGAUAAUGAUGAAUGUAACAUUCGACCAACAACUGUACCACCCACAACAACAACAGCUCCUCCAACUAGAACUACUCCUGCUCCAACUACAACUACUCCCGCCCCAACUACAACGACUCCUGCCCCAACUACAACCACUUCUGCCCAAACUACAACUACUCCUUCCCCGACUACAACUACUCCUGCCCAAACUACAACCACUCCUGCCCCAACUACAACUACUCCCGCCCCAACUACAACUACUCCUGCCCUAACUACAACCACUCCCACCCCAACUACAACAACGUCUGCCCAAACUACAACUACUACCCCAACUACAACCACUCCUGCUCCAACUACAACUACUCCCGCCCCAACUACAACUACUCCUGCCCCAACAACUACUCCUGCCCAAACUACAACUACUCCCACCCCAACUACAACCACUCCCACCCCAACUACAACCACUCCCGCUCCAACUACAACUACUCCCGCUCCAACUACAACCACUCCCACCCCAACUGCAACGUCUGCCCAAACUACAAUUACUAUCCCAACUACAACCACUCCUGCUCCAACUACAACUACAGAUACACGUAAUCCACUCAACUGCAAUAUUUGUUCAGACCCCAAUGAUCCAACAUGUACAAAUUCAAAUGCACAAACCUGUUCAGCAGCAGCCACUAUGUGCUUUACAGCAACAAUACAAAUUACUCAAGGUGGAACUACUAAUACAAAAAUAAUGAAGCAAUGUGCAGAGUCCUCACUGUGUCCAACUGAAAGUGAUCAGACAGACUCCUUAAACACUGGAGCUGCUUCAGUGUUUGCACGAAGAAUCUGUUGUAAAGGGACAAACUGCAACAGAAAUGCCCCAACUCUGCCAUCUCCCCCUGGACCUGGCACCCGGCGAUGUCUGACCUGUGACCCUCUGACUGGCUCAUGCUCUACUCCUAUAACAUGUAAUGCACUGGAGAUCACCUGCUUCCAAACUACAGCAACAUCAACUGCAGCGACCGAACUCCCAGUCCACGGCUGUGCCUCACCAAACAGAUUCACCUCUGCACUGGCCACACUGCUGCCUGAACUGCCUGACUAUGAAACUGUGACUGGACCAACCUCAUCCUGUGAAACUGAUGAAUGUAACAUACAACCGACAACUGUACCACCCACAACAACAACAACAGCUCCUCCGAUUACAAUUACUCCUGCUGCAACUACAACUACAAGUAAUUCAAUCAACUGCAAUGUUUGUUCAGACCCCAAUGAUCCAACAUGUAGCAAAUCAAGGGCACAAACCUGUUCAGCAGCAGCCACUAUGUGCUUUACAGCAACAAUACAAAUUACUCAAGGUGGAACUACUAAUACAAAAAUAAUGAAGCAAUGUGCAGAGUCCUCACUGUGUCCAACUGAAGGUGAUCAGACAGACUCCUUUAACACUGGAGCUGCUUCAGUGUUUGCACGAAGAAUCUGUUGUAAAGGGACAAACUGCAACAGAAAUGCCCCAACUCUGCCGUCUCCCCCUGGACCUGGCACCCGGCGAUGUCUGACCUGUGACCCUCUGACAGGCCCAUGCUCUACUCCUAUAACAUGUAAUGCACUGGAGACCACCUGCUUCCAAACUACAGCAACAACAACUGCAGCGACCGAACUCCCAGUCCACGGCUGUGUCUCAUGCUCCUCCGCUCUGACCACACUGCUGCCUGAACUGUCCGAUUAUGAAACUGUGACUGGACCAACCUCAUCCUGUGAAACUGAUGAAUGUAACAUUCGACCAAUUGUACCACCCACAACAACUCCUCCAACUCCAACUACAGAUAAACGUAAUCCAAUCAACUGCAAUAUUUGUUCAGACUCCAAUGAUCCAACAUGUACAAAUUCAAGGGCGCAAACCUGUUCAGCAGCAGCCACUAUGUGCUUUACAGCAACAAUGAAAAUUACUCAAGCUGGAACUGCUACUACCAAAAUAUUAAAGCAAUGUGCAGAGUCCUCACUGUGUCCAACUGAAAGUGAUCAGACAUACUCCUUUAACACUGGAGCUGCUUCAGUGUUUGCAAGAGGAAUCUGUUGUAAAGGGACAAACUGCAACAGAAAUGCCCCAACUCUGCCAUCUCCCCCUGGACCUGGCACCCAGCGAUGUCUGACCUGUGGCCCUUUGACAGGCCCAUGCUCUACUCCUAUAACAUGUAAUGCACUGGAGACCACCUGCUUCCAAACUACAGCAACAACAACUGCAGCGACCAAACUCCCAGUCCAUGGCUGUGCCUCACCAAUCAGAUUCACCUCUGCACUGGCCACACUGCUGCCCCAGCUGCCCGAUUAUGAAACUGUGACUGGACCAACCUCAUUCUGUGAAACUCGUGAGUGUAACAUUCGACCAACAACUGUACCACCCACAACAACAACAGCUCCUACAAAUACAACUACUGUGAUUCCAACUGCAACCACAUCUACUACAAGUACAGCUACCCUACCCUCCAUAACUCCAGCUGCUCCAAUGUCUACAAAAACCACAGCUGCUGUAACAACUACAAACACUACAGCUGCCCCUACUACAAAAACUACAGUUGCCCCUACUACGAAAACUACAUCUGCCCCUACUACAAAAACUACAGCUGCACCUACUACAAAAACUACAUCUGCUCCAGCUACAAAAACUACAGCUGCUUCAAUGUCUACAACUACUGCUAGUGCUGCCUUUUUCCCUCGACUUGAUUUACUCCAUUUAUUGCUGGUAGUCUUUGCCCUUUUUCUGCUUUAAAUGACUGCACAUACUUGAAUAAUAUGGCACUAUUAUGUCCACAACAUACGCAAACAUGUAUUCCUCAUAAGAUAUGUUGAAUGUGGUACUCU
Molecule: messenger RNA, 26936 nt
Organism: Periophthalmus magnuspinnatus
Lineage: Eukaryota; Metazoa; Chordata; Actinopteri; Gobiiformes; Gobiidae
Product: mucin-19-like
Exons: 37
Source: RefSeq, a predicted model, not a curated record